Messenger RNA from Porites evermanni, 36068 nucleotides. The record is from the annotation of a GenBank genome assembly. Lineage: Eukaryota; Metazoa; Cnidaria; Anthozoa; Scleractinia; Poritidae.
AUGACAAGUGCUAAAGACGAAAUAUCUGAGAGUUCGUCUUCGGACGAGGACGAAGAAUCUUUGAGAGAACUGGUACGUUGUAGUUAUCAGCAUUUGUAUAGUAACUUCCAAUUUUUAGCAGUUUCACAGUGAUCGAUUGUGGUUUGAUCUCUGUUCGCUUAUUGUUCUCAACUUUUUUAGGUUUUUUUCUUAUUUGGGGGUUUCUUUUCAUAAAUAGCGCUUUGUUUUCGGUUGUUGAAAGAUCAGUCUGCGGGGAUCUGAUUGAAUUCAUUACAUUGAACAUUAAUUUUUAAAAAGCUUGAGAUUACUUUGGUCAACAUCGAGUUUACGUGAUCAUUAAUUAAUGAAAGCCCAUUUAUUUUAGAGUUUUCGUAGUUGAGUAAAUUUUGAUGUGUUUUUCUAUUGCACUGUUUUGAAUGGAUUUAUGUCUUGAAGUUUUCAGCGUGAAAACUGUCAGAGGAGUGUGCCGGGGGGUGCAGCCAAGCAAGGGCUGCGCGGCAAAUAGUGUUUGAUUAAGAUUCUUGGGGCGAGAGUAUGCAAGGCACAUAGUUGCACCUACAAUCAGGGACAAAAGUAGUUGACACACUUGUUUGAAACGAGUGCUUUUAACAAACAUUUAAUUCAUUUAUUAUUUCAUUCCUUUUAAACGCCGUAAAUCCCCCGACCCCCCGAAUCAAUGUUGUCUGAAGUAAAAAAAAGACUUGAGAGUCCAAAAUUCAACAUUGAUUUUGGGGGGAAGGGGUUGGGGUAGAACAGGGAAGGGGAUAAGUAUAUUCACUAUGCAAAAAGGGGCCAUUUUACGGAAGUGUGUCAACACUUUUGUCCCUCAUUGUCUGAAUGCAAAAUUGUGCUACUGCACACAAGUUGAGCCGUGCAUGACACUGAUUUUAACUGAAAUUAAAGGAAUCAAUGACAUAAUUAUGUUAUUGGUGCUGGGGGUGACAUUGACUUAUUCACGACCGAAUUAUAGGGCCAAUUCGAAUUACGCGACGACGUAAUAAAAGGGCUGCGAUAUCCAGAAUUAACGUCGAUAUGGUUUACAAGCUAAAAACUGACGCUGAAACUCGCGCACACGUACAACUUUUGAUGAAUUUCAAGGGGGUGCGUACUGAAAAUAUUUUUAUAAAGUGAAUAUUUCUCGUUCUUCACUUUAUCCGAUUGUUAAGGCCCAAACAAUCACGGAUAGGGUAAGGAUUGACACGUAGUGGGGAUAGUCACUGGCCGGCCACGGAAAUAUAGAGCGUUAGUGAGGAGCGGCCGUCACUGCGUUCAAUAUGGAAACUACGGAAAAGUGAAGGUAAAUUCAUAGCUAAUUCAAUAAAAAACUAAGGACAGCGUAGCAACCAUUGCAAGUGUACACGAAAACAAUUACUUUUAAUCCCACCUCGUGACAUCCUGUGUGACAUGGUAACGCAACGCAAAUAGCGUGACAUAAGCGCAUAUGUCUGUGUAUAUCGACUGCAUUUCUCAAGCGAAACCCUGUGUUUUUGUCUAUUGUCGGCAGAGAAAAUGAAAAAGAGAGCUUUGAAACGUGAACUGGUAUUUGACUCUCAAAGAAAACGACAGCUCAAACUGAGGAAAACACUGCUUCCUUCGUGUUACAACGGUUAACCACGUUUCGGCAAACGGAAAGUAACAAUAUAAGUCUGUUAUGACCUCUUAAUGUGGAUAUGUAUUCUCGUGGUUAACCGUUGAAACUCCUUAUUUGCACCACAUCGCUGGAAUUUUUCUCGCCAAGAAUACGUAUUGCGAAGCACUUUCUACAUAGCGGAAUCUUCUUUUGCCUUUUGUGAGGAAUUAGCGCAUAAAAAAGGAAAUUUUCCAGCGCCCUGCCAUCACAUCGAUCACGUGUUAUCCCGCUUUGCUUGUCAUCAAGUGAACUUCUGGGCCAAAGUAAUUGCUGUUUUGGCGAUGAUACAAACUGGUGUGUCUAUCUUGAAAACAAUUUCUUUGGCAUUCUGUGAUUUACGAGCUGGGAAAUGAAAUAGUUGUCCGUCCAUCAUCAAUAAACAAUCAUGGCACUGAAUAAAUGGCAGGCGGUCAUGCAAAAUCAUCACAAAAGUACAUUCCUACGCUAAAGGUUUGGAUCAGUUAGGUAAGAAAAGAUCUCCAAAAAAUAAAAAAAACACAUCUAUAUAUAGGGCAUAGCACAAACGGCUGGCCCAUUAUUUAUGAGGUUCAUAACCUGUAUAUUGUUCACGUCCUUUCACUAAUGGCAAAGGUCAAUGUCAAAAAUAAUGCAUGUCCCCUCUGUUACUCUGCAGUACUUCAUUCGCUUAAGUUAACCAUUUACCAGAACAAUUUUCAUUGUACCUUAGUGUUUCCAUCCUUUUUCCACUAUUGAUAAUACUUGUGAAAACAUUACAUCCGCAGCAACGGCGUUGAUCAGAACACAAAUCAUUUCGUCUCGACCCGACAGGGUAUCAGGAACGCGCGCGGGAGCACAAGAUUAAGUAAUGACAUACGCUUCCUACAUUUUACUCUACGUAUACUACAAAUCAGGACGAAACUUUAUAAAUUGAUGUUUAAAAACAAACAAUUUGGCCCACAGAGUAAUGUCAGCGCACAAAAAUUCAGCAGCGUCAAAAAUCUCGCCGGAAAACACAGAUACAUAUUUCAGACAAUCAGGGACAAAAGUAGUUGACACACUUGUUUGAAACGGGUGCUUUUAACAAACAUUUAAUUCAUUUAUUAUUUCAUUCCUUUUAAACGCCGUAAAUCCCCCGACCCCCCGAAUCAAUGUUGUCUGAAGUAAAAAAAAGACUUGAGAGUCCAAAAUUCAACAUUGAUUUUGGGGGGAAGGGGUUGGGGUAGAACAGGGAAGGGGAUAAGUAUAUUCACUAUGCAAAAAGGGGCCAUUUUACGGAAGUGUGUCAACACUUUUGUCCCUCAUUGUAGGCUCGAUUUCUGCUGUCUCCUGAGUACAGUCUUUGGUCACUCUCAAUAAGGGGGAUGAUUGCAGGCUUAUUUGUCCAGAACAAGGGCUGGUGAUCGAGACUAGCUGCACCAGAAGAUCCAAGUUGAGAGGCACUCAUGCAGGAAAUACAUUAUGCCCUUUGUGGGGAGGCACAUUACUUAACAACCCUAAAAACAGCUGGAUAGGGAUGCCAGACUGACUGCAAUAACCACUGUCAUAAAUUUCUUUUCCUUAUCUUUACUUUGUGAGUUUUUCUUUUAUGUUCGCAUUUUUCUUUUAUUUUUGUGUUGUUAUUGGUGUGUUAUUUUUUUUAACUUUAAUAUUUUGCCUUGACCUAACCAUCAUGACCCAGUUAAUCAAUAAAUCUUACCACUUUGGUAUAUUCUGAAUCUAUAGCAGACUGUUUUUCAUUUGGGAUUUAGAAGAUAUUUUGCUGGCAAAUAUAGAGUUUAUUGUAAUAUUUUUUUAUUUCCACUCUUCUGACAUUUUAAGAUUUUAAGUAGACAAACUAUACGAUAAGCAUUUUUCUUCUCUCUUUUUGUUUCUCUUUAUUAUUUUUUCAUGUUUGUGUUUUGGUUUGUUUUGUUCUUUUUUAUGUUUUGAAGAGACAAGCAGUUCAGUCUGUCAAUAAAGCCAGAUCAAAAAGGAAACACAUGAAAAGCUCCCUUGAAGAACUGGUACAUGAUUAAGUUUUCAUUGUGAUAUAUCACCACAUAAAUGCUUACGAAUAAAUACACACCAAGGCAAUAGUUCUUAGGCACAUUGUAGAAGUGAAUCUACUGCACUACAGUUGCACUGUUUUAUUUUAUUUCACAUUCAUUUUACAUAACUUUGAUAAAAAAAGGUGUGAGACGAGAAAUAGUGGUUUGGCUUUCACAACAGAUCAGGGACCAUUAAGUAUAAUCAAAAGUUAUGACAGCAUUUAUACAGUAGCAUUAGCCUAAACCAGUGAUUCCUUGGAGCCUACAGUUCAGACAUUUUUGGGGGUAGGGGUGGGGAUGAGAACUGUGUAGAAUUUGCUUGGGUUGCGGUGGAAAAGUGAAAGGGGAGUAGCCACCUACACAUGACAAUGGGCAUUAUUAGGGAUUUUCAGGCAGGGAAGACAGGCAAGAAAACAACUGGCUACAAGGGCUGUGAAAAUGAGAAAACUACCUUGAUAAUAAUGCUAGAGUAUGAAACCCUUUUGAUUAAAUUUACUCUAAACAAUGAAUGUUCCUGCACACUGCAAAGCAUUAAGUCCAUUGAUUGGUGCGCAACAGUUUUUUAAGCCUCUUACCAGUCAGUAGAUUGACUUUCAAAAAACUCCUUCUCGUGACUUUGUCACUCGCUCAGCUGCUUUGUGGCCUUAACAGCUCGCUCCACUUAGUUAGAAACUCAUGAGGUUGACUUGUGGCGAGUCUAACCAUGACUUAGACAGGAACCCUAUUUUUCAAUAGUAAAAAAUCUGGUGAGUUAAAGUUAGAUUGGAGUUUGGCUGUGUCCUGAUCAGGUGGCAUAAAAAUCUUCCUUUUGAAGGAUAUCCAAGCUGUCCUGGCUUAGAUAUGGGAGAACCCUUAUGGAACCUUGCUUUCAGUUAGGAAACAAAUUAAGACUCACUGGAUUAUGCUGAUAGAACAGGGUUUGCACAGUCUUGUAAAAUCCUUGAAUUUUAGGGGGAGUCCUUGAAUUGCAUUUUUCCUUGAAAAGUCUUUAAAUUUCUGUGCAAGUCCUUGAAUUUUCUUCAACUUUGAAUGUAGAGGCCUAAAAAGUGAUUUUUAAUGCCUUUUGUUUGUCCAAGACACAAUAUAAAUCAUAGCUAUGUACAUAAAGCGUUUUUUGUUUUAUGCAAGAAUGAGAGGAGAAGUUGUUUUGUCACGUUGCCAUGGUAGCAAAAUUUUUGGAUGACAACAAACCAAUAAAGUCACUUAAAAGUCUAUUUGCACUAUUUCAAACUUCACCAAUCUUAUUUAAUUUCAUUUAAUUUGGCAAAUCUUGGCAAAAUUUUCUUUGGAAUUGUAUCUAUCAUUAUCUAAGUUUUAAAAAAGAAAGCGACAAUUUUUGGGUUGUGUACACCUGCUCCAUAAAGCAGGCUCGAGAAAUUAGGAAGUUUCAUGUCAUAGUGGUGCAAUGACAGCAAAGAAAUGCAGUGCAAAGUCGUUAUUUGUCAAUAUGCUCAUAUUUUUCACCCUUCUCCUUGCUGCGGGGAGCAAGGCAUGGCGCAGUGGUGAGAGCACUCGCCUCCCACCAAAGUGGCCCAGGUUCAAAUCCUGGCAUCAACACCAUAUUAUGGAUUGAGUUUGUUGUUGGUUCUCUCCUUUACUCAGAGAGGUUUUUCUAGGGUACUCUGGUUUUCCCCUCUCCUCAAAAACCAACAUUUCCAAAUAAUUUCCAAUUCGACCAGGAAUCAGGUAGACGAAGAACCACUUUGUGGAUGUGCUACCUCCAAAUCAUUAUUUAUUUAUUUUAUUUGUCGCCAUCGUCGUUGGUUUUGUUGUCAUCCAGAGACAGUUCUACCAUGGUAACGUGAUGUCACACAUCUCCUCUCUAUUAACUAUCAAUUUAAUAAUCAGGUGAACUGAAAAAUGUAGAGAAGUUGGUGGAGCAAACAGUUCAAGGCUUUUAAAGUCCCGUUUAGUCAGAAUGGACUGGUUAUGUCCAUUUUUGUACAAUCUGUGAAGUAACAUUCCUGGUAGGUGGUCCUUGAAAAUCAAUUGUUGUCUUUGAAAAUUCCUUGAAAAAACCUUUAAAAAUUGUUGCAAUUUUUUGUAUGAACGCUGAAGAAACUAGAAUUGCUUUCAGAGUAUGGCUAAUGAUUUAAAAUUUGUGCUGUUAUGUACAUUUAAGACUUUGCUCUAGCACUGCCCAAUUGCCCCUGGUACCUGACUCUCCCAGGGGACUAAAAAAAAUAAUAAUCUUAGUUUUUUCAUAGAAAUCAUUAUGCUGGGUACCCUAGAUUUCAUAAUUUUAGGGUACUGCUGGCUCCCAAGUCAAUUUUUCCCAGAGCACAGUCUUGACAUUGCAUAGGUUAGAAAUCAUUUAGUAACCCAGUGGCCAGUUAUCACAGCUCAUUUCUUUUGCCUAUAGUGCACUGUAAAUGGAGUCAAGUUUGAAAAGUUACAGAAAGGAUCAGGAAAAAAUGUCAAAUCCUUGGAGAUGUUCUUCUCAGGCUUUCCAAAGAUAAUUGGCAUGGAGAACUUUCCAAGCCUACAGAGCCUCACUCUGAUGGGUCAGCAGAUUACAAUGCUGGAGAAUCUGGAGUGUUUACCAAACUUAACCGAGUUAUGUGUGUCAGAAAGCAAGCUGUCUGUAAGUCAAUUUUUGUAUGACACUGUACACUGUAUGCACCCCCCCCCCCCUUCUUCUUGGGAGGAGUUUUCAGUAUUCUAUUCAUGUGCGGCUGAGAUUCCAUAACCGUUGCAUUGUGUUCGAUGCUCUAUAGCUGCACUGUGGUUACCCUAUCGAAGGCUAGAUCUCAAAAAAAUAAGGUUCAAAUAUGUUAUAUCAACAUGUAUUUGAGAAGAAUUAUCCUGAAUUCCGUGGUAUUUAGCGUGUUAUUGUGAAUAUUGCAGGACUUCGCAGAUUUACUUGAAUUUCGUGGCUCCAUAACCACGCAAAAUAUCAGGAGCCCUGAAAACUCCUUACAAAGAUGUAAUUAACCCAGGGCUUAUAAAUAGCAGUUUACAGUAUUCUUAAGUUUAUACCCCUGACGAUGCAGUUUUUAGUUGGGGAUCAUGCCCCAACUCCCUGCUCUUGUCAAGUCUGAUUUCCUUACCCUGUCAUAGUCUGACUUCUUGCUUAAAGACCCUAGUACCUUUCACAGCUGCACAUACUGUACCCUGAUCAGAUGUAGGUUGUACCUAAUUAAUUAAUUAUUUGAUUACAUACUCUAUUUUAAAUAUUAGUUUAUUUUAUUAGAAUGUAACGCAAUCAUUACUACAUAUAUAGUAAAUAAAACAAAUAUCUAAAGUUCAGAAUAAGAUGAGUAAAGUACAGUGAGUGAGUAGUAGUAGUUUUAUGUAUUUCGUACAUUUUUACUAAUGGCCAUUCUGAGGAGAUUUUAUUUUGGGAGUUGUAAUGUACUUUAAGUAGCCAUUGCCCUUGUGGAAAAGUGGCCAUUAUAGGGAGGUUAAAACAGAUAUAAGAGUAAGUGAUAAUAAAUUAUGGACUGUCAGUAGAGACUGAGAUAUGAGUGGUGGCGCUGUGGAAAGGUGGGCAUUUGAAGAGGUUACAUGUAACUGUAGCUGACUCAUCCCCCAAUCAUCUCUUUUGGAAUUGCACACAUGACUGCAGGAAAUGCAAGGGACACUGAUGAGAAGGAGGAAAACAAAAUGGAGAGGAAGGGAGAGUUUUCCGUCUUUCCUCCUUCACAUCAUCUGAUGACUCCCCUUGACCACGCUUCUCUUGUUAAUAGAGAGCUUUAGAUUAGAGGACAACUAUGAGUAGGGGAUUUUCUCAAUACUACGUUGUAAAUAGUGCACCCGCGUGAGCCAGCGUCAUUUUGGCAGGAUAAAAGCUUGAUAGCUGUCGUCAUUCUACAAUGGGUUUUAGCAAGAAUGUGGUGGUAGCAUGAGCAAGUUAUUAAAUAUGAGAUGUUUUAUCAUAACAAAAGAUAUGGUGAUGUGUAUUUUGUUUUUCUCAACAGAAAAUUUCUGGUCUCAGUGAGUGUAAACAGUUAAGAAAACUGCUGUUGUAUGACAAUAGGAUUUCAAAAAUAGAGAAUAUUUCACAUCUGGAUCAGCUGACUGUCUUGUGGCUCAAUAAUAACAGAAUCAGUGAUAUAGAGGUAAUAGCCAGUAACCAUUUAUAAAAUGUAACUUCCAGAUUAUUUACACCAGUUAGCUAAGCUUGUCAAGUGGGGGUAUGUCGACAAAUAAUGUGCAUGUUGUUAGUCCAACCUACUCUAGCUCAUCUAGACUACAGGGUUCGUACGCAUCUUGAAAACCCUUGAAAACCCUUGAAUUUCAGGAGUCCGAUUUCAAGGUCUUGAAAGUACUUGAAUUUCGUUUUGGUCCUUUAAAGUCCUUGAGUUUUUAUUGAACAAGAUCGAAAAUGUUCUGCACUAUCUGUAAACCCAAAACAUAGAUGUUAACACAAACAUUUUUCUUGGUUUUGAGGUAAAAUGGUCAUUAAAAAAAGUCCUUGAAAUUUCUAGUUAGGGUCCUGUAAAGUCCUUGAAAAGUCCUUGAAUUUUUGGCCUGAAAAAGUGUACAAACCCUGAGACUUAGCUCAGAUCAAGCUUUUAGCCAGGAAUUGGUACGUGGCUGUCCACCAAUCGUUUGAAAUCACUGACUGAGAAUCAACAAGAUGUGCUUUUUAUUUAUUUGUUUUCACCUAAAAAGUGGCUGUCCAGUGGAUGGCUGGUCGGCCACCUGGCUAAAAGCUUGGUUCAGAUGAUCAUGCAGUGUGCAAACAAAAUCAUGUCUAUAGCCCAGGGGAUAGUGAAUUUUGCCAUUAUGCCGUUAAAAAAGCAUUCUGUUCUUAACUUACCCAACAGGCAAGCGAAGGGGGAUUUAACUACAGAAGUACUUUAAGAUAAAUUUCAAUUUCCUUAUUAAUUCACAUGGACCAACCAAAAGCCAUUUUAAGUUCAUCUGACAAAGUUAAUUCUGUAAAUACUAGUAUCAAAACAAGUACAUGUUAAUAACACUACAUUUCAUUUCAGACUAUAGGUUGUGUGAUCCCCACAAUCUCCGGUUAAAAGUAAGGCUCCUAAAGCUUUUGUUAAAUCGUAGCUGACUAAAACGAAUGAAUAAAGCAAUUAAGUAAUUAAUUAACUAAUGCUGUAAUUAUUAAUUAAUUAAUUAAUAGUUAUUAAUUAAUUAUUAAUCCUCCUUAUCAAAUCUUUUUUUGGGCUAGUCCAAAUGACUUUCGGGCUAGUACAUGCUAGCUGUAAAACUGAUCCUCCUUGCACUCUGUCAUGUUAUUAAUUACAGUAGGCUGUGAUAAUAAGUACUGGUAUUAUUUGCCUUGCCUCAUCUAUCCUUCCUCAUCAUAACUGAAAGUGUUCUCAUGAUACAGGGAUUAGAUGGGCUUCUGUAUCUUCUGGACUUAAACUUGGCUGCAAACAGAAUAACAAAAAUAGGUCAGUAGUUCCAACUCUCCAAAAACAGGUAACCGUAGUUUUUAACCCUUUAAACCCUAAGAUCAAAAAUUGAAUUCUCAUUUGUGCCCUGAUUCAUUUCCUACAGAAGUAGUGGGGAGAAGUUGAUAAAACAUCAAGCAAAUUUAUUUUGUGUGAUUGUAAUUCUGGGUCUAGGAGACAAAGGAAACUAAGAAUCGACCCAGGUUAAAAAAAAAAUUUUAACCUUAAUUUCAUUUAGACGUGUAACAUAUACAUAAUGUAGCUGUGUGGGUAUUGUUUCACGGUCAGACUGAGUGUAAAAAAAACUUUCGUGCAGUUUUAACAAAAAUUCUUAAACAGUAUCGCUUUUUUGCAGGAAAUUCUCUCAGUGGAAAUUUAAACCUUAAGACGUUAGACCUUUCUGCAAAUUGCAUUGCAUCAUUGAAGGUACCGUUUAUUGUCUUGCCAACGUUAGUUUACUCGUCCAUGCCACUGGACGGCGCUUGAUCAAGGAAGCAAACGGUUGCUUGCAAUGCCUUUUCUCCUUCGUUGCAUAGCGUCCGACCUGGAGAAAUCACUGCUUGCAGGGUAAUAUACCACAGACCUGGAAUAUAAUAUUACCUUGAAAAAUGAUAUCACAUAGUGAACAUAGUGUUACUUGCAAACUUGCAGACCUAGUCUGCUGUGCAGCAGACUAGGUCUUAGAAGAAUGACCUUAAUAAUAAUAUAAAAUUCCCUGUACCAGGUAAAGACCUGUCUGAUGUUGUUUUUAAAUUGUUAGGAUCUGACAAACCUGUCACGUCUACCCUGUCUGGAGUCGUUAAGUCUAAAGGACCCAGUGUAUGGACCAAACCCUGUAGCUUUAUUGUGUAACUACUCCACUCAUCUGCUCUAUCACUUGCCACAGCUACGUAGAGUUGACUCAUACAGCGUGGAAAACAAAACACUCAAAGAUCUAGCAGAGGUUAGUUUCUGACUAAAUCAACCCUCCAAGUUGCGACCACUUUGGUCGCCAUGGCGCCUAAAAUUUUGGAUCUGGCAACUUGAUUUGUAAAAAAGUCUCCCUAAACCAAAAGCGUUGGUUGCCAAAUGUCGACCAAGCAAAAACUUUAAUUUGGAGGGUUGUAAAUAAAGCUUGGGUAACAUUGCCAACAAAUAUUAAUAUUGAAACUGUGAUUGGAAUGUUUACACUUUUACGGCACGUUUUGUUAACUGUGGUAAUGUCCCAAGGGGUUGGGGGGCACCUCCUUUAUUUGUCCUAGGCGGGUAUAUGCUGCUUUAUUGGGUAUCGUUUUCAGGGUCUCGCGUAUUAAACCUUAAACAGGGAAUGCAGUUUUCACUAUUUAGCAUCAUGAAUGCGGUGUGUCUUGGGACCAGAGGCCAUUAAAAGUGUGUGAAGGUUGGCAAUGAGCGGUCUACAUGUGUGGUAGCAAUGAUUUUCUUCCAUAAAAUCUUUUUCUCAUGUUAGUUUAAUAAACUACCUAAUUGUGUAAGCUAAAUGACAUCAACAGGGUAAGGAUUUCAACUCCUCGGUGACACGCAUGACCUCUACCCAAACGUUCCUCAAGUGCCCCCCACCCCACCCCCGGUCUUAAUAUAGGAAGCUUAUAAAGCAGCAACGACGGCGACGGCUACGAAAACGUUACUUAAAAAGUGAAUUCCCGCUGCAUCAAACUUUAUCGCACUUAUUCCAUCUCGUUUGUCAAAUGUUGGCAAUUUUUUUCUGGAGUGGAGUUAUAAAAGACUCUAUCAAAGUUCAGGAAAAGAAAAAGAAAGUCGGCGUUGUCUUGAGUUCACGUCCUCCACAAAAAGUGAAAUUGGGCAUUUUCAAAUAGUAGUCGUGCAGUGAGGGCAAAGAGAAAUGUACAAAAAAGCGUGAUGCACGUGCAAAAUUGUUGUUUUGCCUAUUAAAACCUAUUUCUUUUUUGUCGUUCUCGUUGACGACGUCGUCGUCGUUGUUUAAGCUCCCUAAUAUAUAAAUGUGUUUGGCUUUGGAUUGAGCUUUUCUUUAUUUACAGACUACAGUGAUAAAGAAAAAGAUGUAUUACAACAUGCGUGUAAAGACCCUACAAAGGAACAAAGCUGACUUACUGUUCCGACUUGAGACAGAGAAAGCUGUUCUUCAAGCAGAACCAAAGAACAGGAUUCAUAAGCUCUACUCAGCUGUUAAAGAUGUGAGUACUGGCCUCACUGUAAUACUACAAUAAUAAUGAUACCUCGGAAUCUCCAAGCUGUUGUCAGACGCUUGUAUAGACUGCAUCAUCUAGUCCCCUAAUUUUUCGUAAGAUUGUCAAGAUCGAGCACUUACCUUUGCGGGCGGCCAUCUUGGUGUCAAAUGUACCGAGGCGGAGGGCUCCGUUGUUUUCACGUCGUAAUCGUGCAAAAAUGUGCCAAAAAGUAGGGAGCUUACGAAACCACGACAGCGACGGCAACGGGAACGUCAGAAGGCAAUGGGUUUAAAGAGCAAAACAUCAACUCUGCCCGUGCAUCGCGUUUUUUUGCCUACAUUUCUUUACCGUCCUUGCACAACUACGACGUGAAAUAACCAAGUUUGAAGUUUACUUGGGAAGGGGAACGGCAAGGGGAUAAAUUCUAGCAUCUCUGUCUAGCUCGGGCGCGGUCCCCUCUCUUCAGUUCCAACCCAAAAUCUCUUCUUUUAAGUAACUGGGGCCCUAGAGAUAAUCGCGAAAAAAAGUGAAAGGAUGCUAAGUCUAUUUGUCAGCGACGUUUUCGUGGACUUGCCGUUGUCGGAUCGUAAGGUCCCCAGUGUGAUGCACGUGCAACGUUGUUUUGCUUAUUAAACCUAUUGUUUUUUUUUGGCGUUGUUGUUGCCGUCCGCGUCCUCGGAUCUUAAAGUCCCUAGUGUCUCAUCUUGAUCAAGACAACGUUGGUCCGAAGUGAGAAUAAAAGACAUGAUACUUGAAAACAACGCGAAUUCACUAAAGUGACGCUUUUGAGGCCAUCGCCGUUGUGGCUGUUUAAGCUCUCUACUGGUUGGUCCCUCACGGAAGGUUUGACUUUAUUUUUAUAUUUCCUCGUAGAUUGAAAGAGAAGUAGAAGAACUUACGGAUGGGACGUCCACAUCUUUUAAAGAAAACAAAAAUCCCAUUAGCCCUGCUACAGGUGAUGAAGAGAAAAAGGAAAACAUUCAGGAAGACGCAGCGAAUAUCGUAGCUGAUACAGUGGUGUAUUCACAGAGAUUACAACAGAAGAAGGAGGUUCUUUUGGAAAGAAUUGCUAAGCUACAGAAACAAUGCGAAGAGUAAGAAGUGCAUUUUGCCAUUUUAGAAGGUUUUUCUCCCCAGUUACGCUAAGCAGUCUUUCUUUCAAAUUGCCCUACAUUAUUGUUGCUCUAUUUGCGAGACAUAUUGCAUGGGACUUCGCUCAGGCCUCGUUUAUAUAUCCUGGGAAAGAGGAUCACCCUCACCAAGUCAACUUUAGCGAGCGUUUAUAUGAGAAAUAAGUAGACCGUUCUUCCCAAUUCAACAGCGCAUGCUCUGAUUGUCUUCACCGAGUUGAACCUGCUGGGCGAGGCAAAGUGUUUGUAUGGAGAAAAAUUGGUCCGCGGACUAGGAGAGUAACCCUACAGUCGAAAAGGGUUAACCCAGUUAAGCCGGGUCACACAUCUAGACGAGCCAACUUUUUGUUUCUCGUGUAAACGGUUCGCCAAGUUUUGUAAGGAAAUAGAUGAAAAGUUGGUUCGCCCAGGGUAGCUCAAGUAGGCGGAUGACCCUUCAACCUAGGAAACUUUUCUCUUGAUAAACGGAGCCUUAGUAUAACUCGGUCAUUGAUUUUUUUUAAUCAGCCAGUUCCUAUUGAUGUUUAGUGGCAAAUUCUGUUUUAAGGAUUGACCAGUGCCAUCAAGAGAGCUGUGAUCAAGUGAACAGUGUGUCAGAGAUGACAGUUCAACGACUUCUGUUAGAGUUGGAGACCGGUGGAAAUGUGCGCUUUGAGGAUGGUAAACCGUCAGACCCCUGGUACAAAUCAUGCCAUGACCUUGUUUUGUCAAGAUUCUGUGUUGGAGAUUACCAGGUAUAUUAAUUUUCUUUUAGACUGCACUCAACCUUAUCGUUCAGGGAGCUUGAGCGACGGCGACGGCAAUGAGAACGGCAAAAAAGAAAUAGGUUUAAUAAGCAAAACAACAACUUUGCACGCGCUUCACGCUUUUUUGUACAUUUCUGUUGUUGCAGGACUUCGUCGUGAAACGUCCUAAUUUCACGUUUUAUGAAGUCAGCGGAAAGUGCGUCAACUUUCCAAAAGGACACGAUGACUGAAAAUUUCGGGGGCAUUCAGUUCUCUGGUUUUUACACUGUUAGAAAAAGAAAUUAUUCACUGGAAACAACAACUUGUAGUUGAUUGCCUUAGGCACUCCAGAUCCUGUUAAAAUAGGAAAUCCGUCUUUCAUAAAAAACAAGAAUCAAGAACGAAGACCAUUCAUAGCAGCAGUUAAAGGUGACUGGUCAAUCGUCAUUAAACAUUGACCUCCACGUGACCUGAAAAAGCUGAUUGGCUACUGGUCCUAGGGUCACAAUUUACUACCGAUUGACUGUAAAAAGAAGCUUUAGGAACUGUGUAAAGGUCAGGUCAAACUCCAUUGUUUCAACCAAUUUUGGGGAGGGGUGACUCGCAUGCUUUUGAGCACUGCAUGUUCUCUUACUUCGCGCUUCAACACGAUUGUAGCAAUAGCUGGCAUGGCUUGUUCAGUUUCAUACCAGAAGUGUAACAUUUGUUUUUGCUCAACGUCUUUUUUAAAACUUCCUUCACAGGGUGCAGGAAUUUCUGGAAUUAAAAUUCAUCGAAUCACAAGGGUACAUAACAGAAUCUUACGAACCCGGUUUGAUGAUAAAUUGGACAAGAUUCUAGACAAGGACGAUAUCACUGAAUUAACCAAGUAUGAAGACUUUGAUAUACUGUAAUAAAUAACUCAGUUAUAUGAAGAUUAUACACUUGAACAUCCAUGUGCGACCACCUCCUAUAAGCGACCACCUAUCCAAAGACAACAAUUUUCCCAGUCAAAAUCCUGUGAUUACAACCUCUGGUAAACGACGGCGUCUCAUAAGCCACUGCGACCAAUUUUGGCCAGACGGUUUAAUAGUUUUCGCGUUGUUUUUAACCUCUUGAAAGCGACCACCUGGGCUAAGUACCAGGGUUUCUUCAGGUUCAGCGGAGCCAAGAUCUGGAACACGCUUUCUCUGGCCCUGAGGAGCGAGCAUGAUUUAAUUAAGUUUGGGUUUGGCCUAAAAAGGCACUUUAGAUCCAAGCCAAAUUGAGCCUCCAAAACUUUCGCUAUAAAUACUUGUUCCAUUUUUCUUAUCUGUUAUUGUUUUUUGUGUUUUUUUUUUCUUUUCAUCAGGGCCCCAUUCAAACCAGCCUCGCUGAACUGGGCACCCCUGACUAAAUAUUGUUCGAAAUAAGAAUAAAUAAAUUUAGACAUUUAAAAAUUAAAAUACAUUUGUGGGCUUUAAAAUAAAGUUUUCAUUCAUUCUUACCCCAAAAAGAGACCUAGCCAGUCCCUACUAUACUACUUUGUGAAAUUCAUAUUUUAGUGUAUCAACAUUACCAUUGUGUCGUGAAGUAUAUUUGAGAUGGAAGUAGUUAAAGCCGUUUCAAGCUGGACUAAUUCCUGUUUUGUUCCAGGGGAAGAUCGUACAAGAGAUUUUUAGAAUAUCUAUUCUUUAUGUGGGAUCCAUCUUUACUUGACGGAAAUGGAGAACCCAUCAGAGUCUUGGAGAAAGGCUUCCGUCCUGCAUCUGUUUAUGAGGUGCGUAAAUUCGUGUGUUUUAUAUACGUGACUGUAUUAAACCAUGAAAACUGCCACCCGCCUCUCCAGGAUAAUUGACCAAACGAGAGAGAAAAAUCCUUAUGCUCCUCCGUUCAAUAUUCAGGAAAGGGAACGAAUUUCAUUUUGUGAAAAUGCUGAAGGCAAAUAGCGGCAUUACUUUUAGUAGCAUGCUAGACACUGCGAAAGAGGCUUCAUUGGAAUGGUCACACCAAAGGAUUUCAUCCACAGACUCAAAAGUUAGAACUACAUAGUAAAUAUAGAUUACCACGUAAACGUACUGCGGAAGAGGUUCAUUUUAAUGGUCACACCGUAGGAUUUCAUCCACAGACUCAAAAGUUAGAACUAUAUACUAAAUAAAUAGUGCUAUGUGAAAGUACUGCUGCCAGAGGUUUCAUUUGAAUGGUGACACCAUAGGAUUUCAUCCACAGACUCAGAAGUUAGUUUACAUACUAAAUAAAUAGUACCAUGUGAAAGUACUGCUGAAGAGGUUUCAUUUGAAUGGUCACAGCAUAGGAUUUCAUCCACAGACUCAAAAGCUAAAAUUGUGGAUGGCCUGUAAUAAGCCAUUUGUGCGAUGACGUCAUUUUACUACCACGACCAGAAUCCUUCAGAUAUUGUUUUCUAGUGCAAAUUAGGGCUUUUGUUAUUUAAACCUUGCGGGGAUUACCAAAUUUUAAAUAUGAAAAGAAAAACGAAGCGGAUUCUGGUCUUAGUAGUAAAGUGAUGCCAUCGUGCAAAUGGCCUAUUGGCUCUGGGAUCGUAAAGCGCUCUGCACAUUAAUUCCGUGUUGAUUCUUUGUGUUCCUAAGGGAUUGAAUGAAGAUGGUGGUGUACCUCUCGCGAACAGCGUCAGUGUCUGCGACAGACCCAGAGUGGAUUACCUCAGGACAAAAGCCAAACAGAGAGGGAGUACCGAUCAAUGCCCGUUUAGGCAUGGUGAGUGUUCUAUAGUGGCCAGGAAGUCAAAUAAAACAGUCUAGAGCGAUUCAAAUCAAUAGGCUUACUCCAAGCACUUGUCUUAUGUACAUUAUUUUAAUGCAGGCAUUAGUAAUUGAUGAUGAAAAACCUAACUCGCCAAUUGAAGGAUGGGUGCCUCAGAUAUCCAGGAGCUUCUCCUAUUGGCAGAUUAUUGGCAGCCAACUAAAUCAAGCAGGUGGAGUCUGCAUCGCUGGCAUAUCUUGGCAACCCGACCUUAAGCCUCAGGGAGGGGGUAACAGUCGUUAACUGACGCUAGCUUGCAGUCGCUGACCACCCGUGACAGCUCAAUUUGAGAAUUGUUUGAGAGCACUCGAUGUUUUGACACAUGGGCAUAACUUAAUUCCGCUGACCGCGGUAGGGCAGCUUGGGCGCUCUUAGCUGUCAACCACGUUAAGUAUCAUUAACCGACUCUAUUUUUUAAGGGUUUGGAGGAUUUUUUUCCGUUCUACAGCUUGCCAUAAUAAAGCAAUUGUGGUACUUUUCGGGGAGCCACGAAGCCUUUCGAAACAGUAGAUUAAUGACCCAAAUGAUGUCCCUAUAGCCCUAAAAAAUAGUUCGUGUUUUUAAAGUUCAGUCAAUGGGUUCUGUAGAGCUUCGUGGUUCCAGUACUUUCAAGUCCAACAAAAUAAUUAUUUACCCCGUGUUACGUUUAGGUCAACUGAUCGUCGCCAAAGUGUUUGUUGGAAAUGUGGUACCUGUUAAGAAUGAAAACAAGUAAGUGAAACAUGACCUUUUUGUCUACAGUUUUAGUCAGGCUUUGUAUAUUUUGUUAUCAUAUUUCGAGCAUUUUAGUGAGGUAAGGGCAUUAAGCAAUGUAUUAUUCCAGUAUUUUUGCGGAAUUUUCCAGGAAUUUUUUUUUUGUUGUCAGAGAAGAUGAAAAUUGUACAAAAAAAUUUAAGAGAAAUUGAAUACUUACAGUCGAAAUGCGAAAGAAAAAAAUUCACAUGUCAUACAGCCGACUAAGGGGUUAUCUUUUGCUGUACAAAAACCAUUAACUUGUUUAUGUUGCUGUUAUAACACUAAUAAGAUUUUGAAAAGAAACGAAAAAAGCCACUUUAUGAUGGAUGUGAUCGAGCAUUUUAGUGACUUUUGUGGGAGAGAGUCAUACCACGCAUUUUAUUGGGAAAAAACGGAGCAUAAAGGGGGAGCAUGUUAUUUGGAAAACAAAAGCAUAAUGCACAAAAGUCCAGUUAUAGUAGCUACAAUUAGUUUGUAGAUACCUGGUGGAACCCAGAACACUUCACCACUUGCAGAUCUCCUAUAAUGCACCUUAUUUGCCCCCCAACAUUUUGCAUAAGCAUUGCUUUCAGUUUCUCUUGGGACGGCUGUAAUACCUAGGAGAAAUGAAAAACAAAGGUUAUGCAAAAUGUUGGGGGCAAAUAAGAUGCAUUAUAGGAGAUGUGCAGGUGGCGAAUAAGAAGGAAGUGUUUGGCCAAGAAAGUACACUGGGGUGGGCGGGGGGGGCGGGGAUUUGGGAGUUACAAGACCUCUCUUCUUUCGUCUUGGGUGAAAAUUCUCUCUGCAUCCUUUACGAAAAUAUUCAAGAAGCUUUUUUCUAAUGUUCUGGAAACUCUCGAAUUCUGGAUUACACAGUCAAUUCUCUCUCCACACUAUUUGUCCGUUCGGCUUGAUAGGUGUAAACUAACAACGUUGAUUUUUCCUUCUUAGAAUUGCAAAGGCGUCUUAUCGAGGUGCAGACUCCGUUUAUCGAAGUAGGGUACACGAGAACUGCCCGUCGGGUUUGAAAAGAUCAGUCAGGGACACGAAUUGCGAGUGUAGUACGCAGCAGUGUGCGUGGUACGUGUUUGAUAACGAGAUGGUGCUGCCUGAAUACGUUGUGGACUUUGAAUAUACAACAAAGGUAACUAGAUCGAUUUUACCCCAUAUUCCUGGCUGGUUGGACUGUACCGAAAAUUAGAAUGAUUUGUAUGGGAAAAACAGCUCUUGCCACCCAGUUACGUUUGAGUGUUUUUCCAUACAAAUCCUUACAAAGUUCGAAAUUUUCAAUCUGUUCUUAAAUCUUUCCUUAAGCACUACGGAGGUCAAAUUUUCUUUUUUUCAUAACAGACAAUCCUUGUAAAUUUCGAAAUUGUCAUGCUGUUUUGAAAUCUUUCCUUUAAUAAGCAUUACAGGGCAGAAAUGUUCGGUUGUUCGUAGCAGACAACCCUUAUAAACUUUGAAAUUUUCAAGCUGUUGUAAACUCUUUCCUUUCGCAUAACGGGGCUCAAAUUUAUAAAAGACAAUUUUUGGCGACCGUUGUAACGGCUACUUUCGAAAUACAUUGCUGAAAACUUACAGGAUAUCGAAUUUUGUAUGCUCUUUCAGUUCCUGCUAAAAUCAUUCUUCCAAAUAAAAAGAGUUGUCCUCGUGUUUACUGACAGUUGGUCAUACGUGACCACCUAUUGCAAAAGGCCUGUUGUCUUAUUCCACGCACAUUUAUGUAAACUUUCCUAUUUGCAGGUGAAGCCCAAGUCGUCAUUCAUUUACUAUUACGGAGAACAUGAGAACAACGCUACUUACAAACCAAGCAAUGACGAAGAAAAAUCCGACAUUCCCGACGGAGAUGUCUUAAAUCUGGAGCCCAACAUCCCUAUAAGACCAAGGUAAAAGUUGCGAAAAAUAAUUGCUGUCCGAACAUACUGGCCCAAUGCCGAUAAAGACCGGCGGUAUCGUAGAUGAUACGAGAGAUGAUAAGCAGCUGUCGUAUGCACUCGUAAACUGCUCUCAAUAAAGUCACGAUGCGUUGUGUUUGCUCUCUCGUUCAGCCCGUAACCCUUUUUUUGAACUCUUGCUAUUACAAUUCCUCAAUCUAAAAUAACACAUUCUCUCUCUCUCUCUCCCUCCCUCUCACCAUCAUCCCACGUGGUCAAGUCUAAAUAACUUAUGGUUUGCGUUUACGCAAGGUCCUACCUACAAGGGAGGGGAAGGGUAGACCUCUCGCACACAGCGGUUUCUGAACUUCACACUUCCUUUAUCAAUGACUUCUGCUUCCCGUCACUUUCUCAUUAGUCACUGACUUUCCCAAUCCGAACGUUUUCACAAUACUGCGCUAUUUUCCCGUUUUUUGCGAUACCUUUAUGGGUAAAAAUAAGUGUUAGCUUUCCGUCCUGGACACCCUUAAUGAGACCGAAUCUGCAAUUUCUCCACCUAAGCGAGACGACGGGCAUCCCCGUCUUUUUCUCAGGGGAGUUUUCCUCUCCCCUGUCUUACUCGCCUCCCUAACAGGCUGCCAGGGGUUGUUCUGUACUAUUUUUAUGGAUCAAUUUACGUUUCUGGGAAACUACCCACCUACCCCUCUCCUAACCCAACAUUUUUCCCUGAUUGAGAGUUUUAAGUGUUGAUGUUGACCUAGGGGAGGGGUAGGUGGGCAGUUUCCCAGAAGCCUAAAUUGAUCCAUUUUUAUUUCCCAUUUAAUAUAAGAGUGUAAAAUGACACAAAGCUUAACAUAAAAUUCUCCAGAUGUAAAAAGUGUCAGGGUUGUUGGAAAAAUACAGUUUUUGGUGAUUGUGUCCGUUGUUUUUUCUACUUUUUUUAGGUUGAUUGCUUUGACGGAAGAAUUGUUAUUAAAGAGAUGUAAAGUGGCGUCUCUUGAGCAUAUUGUCGUAAGUUAACCACGAGAACGAACAAACCCAAAAUUUCGGGAAAAUUCCACUUGAUAUUUCAUAAAGUACUUAAAACAUACUGCAUCCCUGGAGCGGACUGUUCACAGUGCCUAUUUUCCCCUCCCAAAGUUUGAGGGUCAUAUUCGUCCGGGUACGAUUAUCGAUGUCAAGCGCUUACUGUGGCUGUUGGCCAUCUUGUCAUCUUGGUUUCAAAUGUCUCGAUUGUAACCCCAUUGAAGAGUAUCAAAUCUACCUCGGGAGAGAGGCUAUAAACCCCAACCCCUGCCCCCUCGGUACAUUUGAAACCAAGACAUCUGUAAGAUGCAGCAGGCGCUCCACCUGAACGAUCUUACGUAAAAGUUUGGUGCUGUAAGCAGUCUAUUGGGACCAUGACCGUGGCAGGAACAGAAUUAUUUGCGCCGCAAAAUUACUGUUCAUUAGUAUUACUGCACUCAAUGUUUCGAUAAAAUACAUCGUACUUUCUGGCUGCAACGCCCUCUUUGCCUUCAGACCACUGGAGUCCAUCAUAUCAUUGUUAGUAGUCUCUCUUAUAUAGGAUACCAUCCCAACCUAGAUCUCGGAUCUUUGGUUAUCCCGGUUUGUUUUUUCAUUAGCCUGCUAGCAAGCUUUCCAUUUAUGGCGAGCGAGCGAGCGACGAAGCCGAGAGGGUCGCGGGCCGCUCUCGCGUGACUUCUCGCGAUUCUCCCAAAUGGAGAGCUUUCUCGCACGCUAGUUGUUUAUGAGUUCUGGAUGCUUUUCUAUUCAGGUCUUAAAUCUUCACGGAAACGGACUUAGUCGACUGCAGCACGUGACUUGUAUGACAGCGCUGAAGAAACUGACAGUCAGCUUCAAUGAACUGACGCGAUUGGAUGAUAUAAGUUACAUGGUAAUGUCAGAUGAUUGAACUUAACCGUUAAGCACUCGAAACAACUUGUAAUUGCUUCCUUGGUUUGUAUCAGAUGUUAUUGUUUGAGAGAAUGUUGAGUUUGUUUUUCGUUUUUUGAUAGCUUUUCUUGGAAUACCUUGACGCCAGUUUCAAUAAAAUCACAACCUUAGAUGGUCUGAAGGUUUGUUGAAUUUCAUUCGUCUAGUACUGCUAAUCUCGUUGAUAGAGUAGAUCCGCCUUCUUCAAAACAACCUGCUCAAAAAACCCUCCGGUAAAUCGAGUAUUGCUGGUUUGCUUUUGACGAUAUCAAUUUCCAAAAUUAAGAAUAAUAGAAUCCAUUCUCAUAAGUUUUUAUGUCUGUCAGAUCUUUUAUUAGAUCUCCGUUGCGCUUCUAUUUUGCAAAUUUUUUAAAUUCCCAAGCUUUUGCAUAGUACAAGAUUAAAAUGGGUACCUGAGAGAUUUCAAGAAGGUAAAACCGGCACUAGUUGUCUUUGAAGUUUUUACUAGAGAGCAAGCCUUGUAUUAGAAAAACUACUACUAGGAUCUUGAGCUGUUACUUAUUGCAUUUUUAAUGUUCAUUGUUGAUGGUUAAUAGUGAAAACCCGCAAUUAAAAUCAAAAAUAAUACAGUUGAACCUGUCCACAACGGCCACCCUCGGGACAGACGAAAGUGGCCAUUGUAGAGAGGUUUAAAUAAGAAUCAAUGUAUGGACUGUCCGUCAAAAAAGGUGGCCGUUAGUGGAGAGGUGGCCGUUAGUGGAAGUUCGACUGUUAACCUGUGCCGUAUUUCCUUCACAGGGUUGCAAUAGGUUAAAAUAUUUAGACGUGAGCUGGAACCAACUGAGUCACACCCGAGAGCAACUGGGCAUCACGAGAAAACACGUGAUCACACUCACUCAUCUGGACACGCGUAACAACCCCUGGCAAAAGGUGAAUACACUCGUUACAUACUCGCAAAUAGAACACAGUACCAUACCGUGUUAUAUGUCAAAGCUAUAUACUGGAAUCUUUUGUGAAAACUGCAGUGGGCGCGACCCUUGAAGAGUUAAGUGAGGUCUCCAUUUUCUUAGCCACGGUCUCAGACGUAAUUUGACCCCUGUUUAUAGUAACGUCUGUGAAGCAGCGCCGAUAGGGAACUUAAACACCAGACGUUCUUGAUUCACGAACGGCAUGGCUGGCGGCGCAGAACUGGAUCGGGCACGUGGUUUACGUGCCAAAUGCAAAUCAUUAAGCAAACCAACAUGAAACCAUCACGAACGCUGACGGAAUAAUUUAUUUGAAAAUGUCCUUCAAAGAUUUGCGUGAAGUUUUGUUUCUUUCUUACGCAGAAUACAUGAUUUCGGACGAAGAAUUUCUACUUUUGUAUGACGAACACUCUUCGAAGAACCCAGAAUUUGAACCUCUGGUUUCAACCUGAGAACUCGCGUUUGAAGUCUGUGGCCGCAACUCAAGAACGUCUUGACAAGCGCAGUGGCUGUCAUGCUGCAAAAAUACUUCCGGUUGGCGUCCGUGGUACCAAGAAGAUCUGGUGCUUAAGUUCCCUGAUAUCUUUGUUCUGGGUCCCAAACAGACUCAACGAAUUACCGGAAAUGUGCUUUAAAUUUCCGUCGAACCUGAUUGGCAAAUCGACAAUGGCUUUUUUAACAGUCCAAACAUCGCGCGUACCUUGGCCCAGAACUAAGGCCUUGUAACAGUCUUACUCACAUGCGUACCAAUGGGCCAUUUGCGUGCUGACAUCAUUGUUAACUGCUACUACCAGAAUUCUUCAGGGAUUGGCUUUCUUGUGCAAUGUAGGGCUUUUGUAGUAAUAGAAGUCAGUGGUGAAUUGACCCCAAAGCGCAAAUAACCUUUUGGUUCUGCACCUAGAUAGGGUUAACCUCUUCAUCUCCUUUUCAGUUGUGAAUAAACAGUUAUUAGUGUUAUUAUUAUUAUUAUUAUUAUUAUUAUUAUUAUUAUUAUUAUUAUUAUUAUAAUCGAAAAGAAUCUUUAUUACAAAACCUCAAUUAAACAUAAAAAUAAUAAUAAUAAUAAUAAUAAUAAUUAUUAUUAUUAUUAUUAUUAUUAUUAUUAUUAUUAUUAUUAUUAUUAUUAAACCUCUGACAAGACUGGUCUAGAAAACCUAAAUGGUUUGGGAUAUUCCUCAAAGUCAGGCCGCAUUAUACAUUCAAUUAUCUCUACAGUUAAUUUUCUCUAAAGCUUUUGGACUGGCUGGCGCAAUUAUGUCAGUUUUUGGGUGGUGUCGAUCUUAUUUUUUAUGUCAAGGGAGAGUUCAAUUUGCUUUAAAAAGUUGCCAGAUGUGUUACUUUAAUUCGAUAAAGUCGUUCACUUUCAUUGUGAGUCAUCUUUUAUGUUUCAGCCUGAAACUUUGCGUAUGCGAGCUCUUGGAAGGUUGAAAAACUUGGAGUGUCUUGAUGGUGUGAACGUCUCGGACGAAGAGAUGACGACAGCAUUAAAGAUGGCGGCUGCUUCCCGCCCCUCCUCGUUUUCAAUCCUCGCGCAUGCUCGCACAGACCAGAGUAAACCACGGACUUUGAGCUUGGUACCGACUGCGCAAGCUAUCUUGACAAACAGCCAGAAUAAACCCGUCAAGUUAAUGGACGAUGAUAGCCAGUGGUUUCAAAAAGUAACGUCAUAACGUUUUAUGUUUUUAUGUUACCAAUAUGUUGUCUACUGUUGUCGUUUUCACGGUCACCGUCUAUUCAUUGCUUUGAUGGGCAUACUCAACUAUGAUAACCUGCGUCACAGACGUAAUUUAACUCCUGUUAGUAAUGUCUGCGAAGCAUCGCCGAGAUCCUUUUUCUGGGCUUCCUACGGACUCAACGAAUUACCGGAAGUGCGUUUUUGGAUUUCCUUUCGUCCUGAUUGGCAAAUCGACAAUGGCUUUUCCUCGCCAAAAUGACGCUGGCUCACUCGUGAGCACUACUUGGUAUUAAGAAAAUCUCGUAGUCAUCCUCGUCUUAAAAACUAAAGCUCUCUAUUGGGUCCUUUACCUAUUGUUUCAUCAAACCAAUAACAGCCCUGGACGGAAGGCUCGCCUGAAAAUCUCUACUAAGGAGCGGGAAAGCUGACAAGAAAUACGUGUUUUAAACUAUUGCGAGAUGUGAAACUGGAUGAAUUUGAACAAUGAGCUGUUAUCUUAAUAUAUGUAAACAAUCUCCUAGACUUAAUUCCAUAAACGUAUCCCUUUUUUAUUAGGUCACAACAGUCAAUCUUGACAACCAACAUCUCGGCAAGUUAGCGAAUAUGGAACAACUGGAGAAUCUGCGGUGGGCUUCUUUUAACAACAACGAUCUCACCAAGAUAGAGGUAUAAAUAUUGUAAAAGUGAACAAAAAGACCACGAGUGCCUGCUUGUCUUGCCAAUCUUAGGCGAAUUCCGGCUGACAUAUUAGGGACUCAAGAUCGAGAAUGUCGAAAGAGAAAAACCAAAACUCUGUACGCGCAGCACACUAUUUGGAAUGUUCACGCCCGCACGAACAUGACAUGAAAUUACUGAAUUCCACGUCUUAUGGAAAACCCCAACGUAAAAAACCGGAGCAAAUAUUUUCCCCUAUUUUAAACUUGGAUAUUUUCCAUAAGAAUUUAACUCCAGGAGAGCUCUCCUACAUUUGACAAAUUGAGCGAGUUGGAAUAAUAGCGUUAAGUUUCAAUGAACACGAAGCCCCUUUUUAGUGAGCUUUCGUAGCCUUCGCAGUCGUGUGACGUGGUAUCUUAAACUCUCUUCUAUCUCCAACAAUACCAGCGUUUUCAGUUCCAAACACCGUCCACAAAGACCUUUUAUCGUUCAGUCCUGCAUAUUAAAGGGAACGCUAUACUCGUGGACUCGUUUGUAAAGAGCUUUGUUCUUUUUGUUUUCAGGGUCUCGAAUCUUGCAUUCAUCUUGAGGAGCUUUCAGUUGAAAACAACUGUAUCAGCAAAUUUGAAGGUAAUUUUAAAGACAGUUUGCAUGAGCCAUGUCCAUACCAAGCGGUUACUAACUCCUUCAAUUUCCCGCGCUUUUUUGCGUUAUACCAGAAAUGAGUUUCUGGUUAUAAUUAUUAUGGCGGGUCAUAUUGCGAGGUCAAACUAUCUUACAGCAUUCUAUUCUAGAAUAACAUAACUAAAACUCCCUAAACUCUGUGUGACCAAUGCUUUUGCGCUGUCUUUUGAUUCAGGUCUUUCCAAACAAACAAAGUUAACCUGGCUAAGUCUAGCCGGUAACAAUCUUACGUCCCUUGACACCGGAGUCCUGGAAAAACUACCACAGUUGAGAUAUUUGUCUGUGGAAAACAACGCCAUCACCUACCUUCGUGGGCUCCAGGUAACGUUGUUCACGUUUCUAAGCCAAGAGCCUAGGAGCCUUUUUUUUAACUGAGCGCUUUCUAUUUGUCUAAAAAAAAUGGUCGUGUUUUUUGUUCAGAUAACGAGGGAAAUGUUUUCCAAGUUUUUUUCAAUGUUUUGUACCUAGGCUCCUAAGCAAAUAUGGGAAGAGUACAGGCAGGCUGGCUCCUGGGUCAGGUUACCGCAAAGGGUCAUGGAAGGGGCAUGCGAAGCCAAGCGCAAAGCAAGCGAGGAGCGACAGACACGCGCGACGCGGAAAGGCACGGUUUUUCUGCGCUUUCCCCUGUGGUGCGUGUCUGGUGCCCCACGCUCGCUUCGCGCUUGCCUUCGCUUGCCCGAAAAACGCGAAAAAAAAUAACGCCUGUUAUGCAGGCUAGGUUUAUGGUUAACGUGGUACGAGGCAAGGGGUUUUUAUGUGAUUAAGAAAUUCUUGGAAAUUCUUGCGCCAAAUCAAUCUCCAGUGCUGACCUUACUGUUGUUCUUCUUAAAAGAGUCGACAGAAUUUGUUUUGAGAUUUAAUCGCUGCGUCUUCUUUCAGAAUAAUCAAAAUCUUCAAGAACUUUACAUUGGCAACAACCAGCUGACCAACAUCCGGGAGAUAUUUAACCUAAAGGUAAAACAUAUUUAUCUCAAUUUAUGUCUUGCCGGAUUUUUGAAAAAGUUACCCCCAGAUAGAUCGCUUCCGUCAAACAGUUCUUUUUUUUUUCGGCCAAAGUAGCCAUUAUAAAAACUAAGAGUGCAACCAUUGCUUUUUUCUCUUCUCCUCCUUUCUUCUUCCUCACUUUUUCUUUUUCUCCUUUCUUUUCCUUCGCUGCUUCGAUUUUGGAGCUUAUUGGGCGUCAAAACCCCGCCUUUUGGCCUUUUUCACUCAAAUAGCGGCAAAUUUCGUUACGUUCGUUAUCACAAAUUCGGCUAGAUGUAUAAUUAUCUUUCAGUCUUCCCUGUAAAGAUGUAUCAGUCAGUGAUCCUCAGAAUUAAUACUUUAUUUGUAUUUUUUUCCUAGACCAUACCUAAUCUUCUUAUCCUUGACCUCUGUGGUAAUCCUACGGCUUCCGCUGGCCAAAAUUACCGCUUGUUCGUUGUUUACCACUUGACGUCAUUGAAAGCUCUGGACGGAUUGGCUGUGGUAGGGUUAUAGUAGAAUCCUUGUUUACAUUUUUUGCCUCAUUAACAUUUGCUUAUCAUUAUCUGCUGAAGCUGAUGUUAUAAACUCUCAAUAUUGAAAGAGUAAAACAAUUUCAGUUAUCUCUAAAAUUUUGAGCCCGACUUCUUCAAUAGUUUCGGAGAAAUUCUCUUUGAAAAACCCUAAACUUUACAAAGAAUUCUGAAUGUAUGAGCUCAUCAACGUUUUGCCACCCCGCAUUUCGCAGUUUUGAUUGCCUAUAUGUCCUUUGUUAUUGAUUGCAACUGGGGAGCUAAAACUUGCACAAACUGCUCGAAUUAACCAACUCUUGCAACUUUUCAACCUAAUCUGUAUAUACGGCGACGGCUUCUAUGGGUUAACUCGUAUGCUAAUGACAAGACUGUAAACAAUGACGUCAGUAAGGAUUCGCCUAUAUGUUACAAAAACUUCCUUAGUUUGACUAUUGGCCACAUUGCUGCUGUUAUUGUUUACACGUCAUGUUAGUACGUGAUCUUUUCAUCAAUCUCUGUUUUAAAGACUUUUUUUUCCUUCUAUGCAUCUCAGUUCCUUUCUUAUUCUGUGUUUUGAAGGAAACAUCAGAAGGCAGUCUUGCCAAGGAUACAUUUGGAGGAAGGUUUGUGACAUUUCAGACAAGUGACUCAGUUUAUAUUGAUCUCAAUGAGAAGACUCUGAUUCAAGCAUAUAGUUCGUCUUUCUACAGGCUUACUCCAGAUUUCAUCGCCGAGCGCCUGGGUCAUGCAAACUUCUCAGAGCUAAGAGAACUUGAUUUACCUCACUGUAGCCUAAGAACUGUGGAUUUGGGAACCAAAGAUGUGUUCAUUAACUUGAGAAGGUUAGUCUCUCCACGACACCCCUCUUCCUCCCCACCCCACCCCCCUCCAUCACCUUAGUCUCUAGAGACCUGAGCCCACAGUCAAUCAUUGCUUUUGUGUCACCGGAAUAUUUCUGUCACGAGUCGAGAAAACGAGGAAAGGCACUUCAUCGGCCUCGUAUUCAGACAUAUCUCCUCUUGCUCCAAAAGUGUAAAGCCCUGGGAAGUAGAUUACAUUAUCACUGUCAUGUGCUUAGUUCAGCUCAGGUCCUUGGCAUUCUCUUCCUCUCGUGAACGAGCGAAAACGGGCGUGCAAUAUUCAAAACUACCAACGUUCCUCGCCAGAAAGAAUUACCAGGUAACUAGUUACAUUGGAUACUUGAUAUAACUAACCUAUAUAUAACGAAUUUCCCUGUAUAACGACCGAUUUUGUUUACCCCAGUAAUACGAAAAUAUAUGGAAAAGUACCUCGAUAUAACGCAACCUCGUUAUAGCGAACGAAUUUUGCCAGUCCCUCGGUACUUUGUUAUAACGAGGUUCCACUGUAACUUAGCUAGUGGUGCAGAAUUUGCAAUUGUUCCAUAUAAAGUUAACGUUACAUUCUUUUUCAGUGUAAACCUGGAGCAUAACUCGUUGACCUCUUUUGGCGGCCUUGUAAACCUCGUCAAUCUUAAGGUAAAAGCUACCUGAUAUAUAUUUUUUUGUUUCGUCACUGUUUUAGAACAGUACCUUGCUUAGACGAAAAUGAGAAGAGACCAGUUUAAAGAAUGAAAAUGAAAGAUCUUAGACCCUACUAAAUUAUAUGGUUUUAUCUAUGUCCCUCUCAGGUCCUCUGUCUNUUCUACAGGCUUACUCCAGAUUUCAUCGCCGAGCGCCUGGGUCAUGCAAACUUCUCAGAGCUAAGAGAACUUGAUUUACCUCACUGUAGCCUAAGAACUGUGGAUUUGGGAACCAAAGAUGUGUUCAUUAACUUGAGAAGGUUAGUCUCUCCACGACACCCCUCUUCCUCCCCACCCCACCCCCCUCCAUCACCUUAGUCUCUAGAGACCUGAGCCCACAGUCAAUCAUUGCUUUUGUGUCACCGGAAUAUUUCUGUCACGAGUCGAGAAAACGAGGAAAGGCACUUCAUCGGCCUCGUAUUCAGACAUAUCUCCUCUUGCUCCAAAAGUGUAAAGCCCUGGGAAGUAGAUUACAUUAUCACUGUCAUGUGCUUAGUUCAGCUCAGGUCCUUGGCAUUCUCUUCCUCUCGUGAACGAGCGAAAACGGGCGUGCAAUAUUCAAAACUACCAACGUUCCUCGCCAGAAAGAAUUACCAGGUAACUAGUUACAUUGGAUACUUGAUAUAACUAACCUAUAUAUAACGAAUUUCCCUGUAUAACGACCGAUUUUGUUUACCCCAGUAAUACGAAAAUAUAUGGAAAAGUACCUCGAUAUAACGCAACCUCGUUAUAGCGAACGAAUUUUGCCAGUCCCUCGGUACUUUGUUAUAACGAGGUUCCACUGUAACUUAGCUAGUGGUGCAGAAUUUGCAAUUGUUCCAUAUAAAGUUAACGUUACAUUCUUUUUCAGUGUAAACCUGGAGCAUAACUCGUUGACCUCUUUUGGCGGCCUUGUAAACCUCGUCAAUCUUAAGGUAAAAGCUACCUGAUAUAUAUUUUUUUGUUUCGUCACUGUUUUAGAACAGUACCUUGCUUAGACGAAAAUGAGAAGAGACCAGUUUAAAGAAUGAAAAUGAAAGAUCUUAGACCCUACUAAAUUAUAUGGUUUUAUCUAUGUCCCUCUCAGGUCCUCUGUCUGAACCACAAUCAUGUCGAAAGCGUGAUUGCAAAGCCGAAGGCAACGUCACCAGCGAACGCACCAAAGCGAGGCACUGACUUUUCCGUAGCAUCAGAGAUAACCAACCCGGAGAAUUUUACUCCAGUUCUUCCUAACCUUGAAGUUCUACACCUUGGGUAAUAAAUACAUAAUACAUAGAUUUACCCAAAUCUAAAAGCGAAGCUCCAGUUAAGAAAUCUACAAUUUAAUUUAAACAAUGUAAUCAUCGCAAAGAAAUCCACUUAAAGUUGAGUCUGCGAUCAGUUGAAACACGAAGGGUCGAUACCUAAGCCCGCGAUAUGGUCGUGUAAUACUAGUCAGCGGAUACCCUGUUUUGAAGGCUGUCAAUUGACGACAACAUGGAUGUGCAAUAUCAGGUUGCAGGCUCCCACACUAGCUAGAAAGUCUGAGAUUUUACAUUGGUUUCCGUGUGAUCUGACGGACGGAAGGACGGACGGUCACGUGACUACCAAAAUUUCUUGGAUGGAUAGAUUUUCCUAGCUAUGAAGCUUCGCUAUUGAAUGUCCUUCCUCUAUCCGUAGCUUUCGAGUUGAAAGUAGAAGUUGUCUUUAAAUAGUUUGACCACGGUUUUAACCAGAAGGGAUCUCUAGCCGUCCUAUGGACGGCCAUUUUCGGAAGGAAUACAAGGAAAACUCACUUAAUCUCUUAAAAUUUUAAGGGAAAACAUGCCUUCUGGACGGCCAGUUUUCAAUGUCUGAGUUAGACCCUUGACUUCCAAUUAAUUUUCGGUUGAAUUAAUCAAAAUCCAGUUUAUUUUAGUUAUGACGGACAUCCAGCAAAGAUAAGUCACUCGAAAAGCGCGCGUUUUUGACUUUGUAUUUGCGGUAACGUUGGGAAGGUUAACAACAAGAUGUGAAAGGGGUGAACAAUGUGUACGCAAAUUCAUUGACGGAAUUAGACAUCGACACCAUGGAACGUCCCGUGUGUGGGUUUCGAUUAUAUUUUCUGAGGUUAACUGAAAAAUACAUAUUAAAAUUUUUGCGGUUAAUGUUUCCUUCAGACUUGUACGCUUUUUCCUUUUUACGACAGAUACAACGGCAUCACUGAUAUGGCCGCCUUGCAGCUCUCUCGUCUGACUAAUUUAAGAGCUCUUUUCUUACAAGGUAGGCUAAAAACUUUUAAAAGUUAAGUGAUCACCUUUUUUCUAUGUUAGACCUUUCUUUUGCUGUUCAUGGUUUAAAAUAACCUUCGUAGAUAGUUAGCCCUUCAUCUUUAAACACAUGUGGGAAUACUGUUGGAUUCUCGGAGCUUGCGGACAGUUCAUCCGAGGGUCUUUCACACACCGCCAUUUUAAAGCAGUGUUGAGAGGACCCUAGUUAAUAAGUCACGUCACCGAUAAUUGUGCGGAUGUGAUGUGUACUUCUUCGGGAUGGACGCGUCGAAUCUUAGAUCACAGGUCGGCUUUCACGUUCGAACUUUGGAUUCCGUUCGUGUUGUUUAAUGUGAAUCCGUAGUCCAUCCGCUACCAAUGAGUGCCACGUCGCGUUAUUCUUUCCUGUCUGUUUUUAGAUUUCUUUUCCCGCGGAAAUUUGAAGAAUCGCUUUCCUCGCCAAAUUCUGAUGACUUUCAUCCCGAGGAGAAAGCUUUUCUCCUUUCUUCUUUCUGGUUCAGGUUGAGCCACUUGUCACUGAAUACGUAAUGUGACUUAGAGUCACACUUUACCAUCUGACAUUACUGUUCUUUUCCAGAAAAUCAUACUCUGCUCUGAUCGGCUGAGAGUUUUUUUGGCACAAAAUAAGAAUGUAUAAAUAGCCUGAAUAUUAAGUACGCUGUGACCCAAGCCUCAUUAGAGAAAUCGAGGCACUAGGUCAAUAGGCUUCUAUUUGAAUAGAAACUUUUCCAUAUUAUCGUUGUCUCUUGUUUGGUAAAGGCCAGUCCACCGAUUUGUCUUAGUCCACUCGGCCAUGUAUGGUUUGAGAGGGUGGCAGUUGUGGUGGAUGGGGCAGUAACCUAUUAGUAGCUAACACUCGUCAAUGUUUCGCUCUUCUGUAACCGAGAUAAACUCUGGCGGUGUGGGCCUUCUAAGUUCAAACUGCGCCUUUGCCUUUCUUUAUCUAACUUUUAUAUAAAGCGCAAAACUGACCGGGAGCUAAUUUUUUUACAAGUCGUAUUAUUAUUCUCUGUAGGAAAUGAUAUCGGCAAAAUAGAAGGACUUGAGGGACUACUAGAACUCCGAGAACUUGUUCUCGAUCGAAAUAAAAUCAAGGUAAUAAUUUUCGAAAAUAGAACAUGAUUUAUCCUAUACUAUAGUAUUGCCUGAAGAAGUCAAAGACUUUUCCCCAGAAAGACUAUUUUCUUAACGUGUGCAAGUUUUGGGGGCAAACACUAAUUGUUCAAAGCUAUUUUAACAGUCAAGAUAUCUGCAUCAAUAGUGUAGUGCGAUUGGAGGGAGCGUAUUUUACCUCGUGUUCCAUGUACAAAGGAACGUUAGACUAUACCGGAUAGUUUUUCGUGCCGUGUAAACAGCAACGUUCCGGGACGACACAAGUCGUUCGCGUACAUCGAAAAUCGUGCCGGCGCGAUUGGCCGAGAGGGUUUGGUGCAUUAAAUUCCAGUCCUCACUCCUAAAUAUUUACACAUCUCAGUGCGUUCUAGUCUUCGCUCAUACUUAUUUUCUUUUGCGGCGGACUGAAUAGGUGUUCACAUUGCACCAAAGUUUGGCGCAAAAACUAUCCGAUAUAUGACGCUCCACUUUCGAGAUCGGCGCGGCGUAACUUCCCUCCGUUUUACAGAAAUCGCGCCGAAAUCACCAUUCUUAUGUGUAAACAGAAGCUCUCUCCGGUAUGGCUUUCGUGCCGACAUAAAAAGCUACCAUGCAUAGUAUGAACGCCUGUCCAAUAUGUGACUCUCCUCUUUAGGGAUCGGCGCGACUCAGCUUCCCGCCGUUGCAGAAAUCGCGCCAAAAUCACCGUUCUUCUGUGUAAACAGAAGCCCUUUCCGGUAUGAUUUUCGUGACGGCGCAAAAGCCAUCUUGUAUAGUGUGAACAUAGCGUUAAGGAAAGGUCCGCCCCUGAUUGAAAUGUACCUAUAGCGCCUGGUAUUUACUUAAAUUUGCCUAUGGUUCCCGCAGGGUAUCUCAAGCACGUCAUUUAUGAGUCAGUGGAAUGUCACCGAGUUACACAUGGAAGAAAACAGGAUACGGGAAUUAACUAACCUUGAGCCGCUUCAAAAUCUUCAGCGGUUGUAUUUGGGAAUGAACCGUAUUCAAGUAAGUUACCUUCAAAAUUGUCACCGUUUUUAUGGUGGCGUCGGGCAUACAUUGUCAAACAAAUAAGCCUUUCUUGAUGUCUCUCCUUCAAGUUGAGGCUUCUUAAAGAGUAAUUUUGCCCUCGUUAGGUACAGGCUUUACGUUUCUCUCUGCAAACAAUGAUCUUAUAUAUAUAUUUUUUAAUUUUCUACCCUAGGACAUAGCUGAGCUGGAAAGGCUAGAAUGUUUGAGGCACCUUGUUGAACUGUCUGUUAUUAAUAAUGCGGUGAGUUUAAAAAAAAUUGUGUUUGUUAGCUUUUCCACCUUCAAAAUCCCACUCUUAAGUCAUCAAUAAAUACUUAAGUACUCACAAAGUAAAUAUGAAAACCGAUCUCAAAGCUUUUCCACCUUUGACUUAACACCAUCUUUUUCUACACUUGAUUUAAUCAGCUAUAGUCCGUAGUUCUAGGAGACCUAACCUCUCAUAAGCUUCUAUAGUUUCUGUUAGGUCUCCUUGCCACUUCUUUUUUCUUUUAUUUUAUCUUAUAUUUUUUGUAAUUUCUAUCAUUGUGUGGAUAAUAAAUAAAUAAUUACUAGCCUGCGUGCUAGGCGUUAAAUGGGAAAGAGGAUGGGGGAAUUCAGGCACGUGAGAGAGCGAGGGGGGAACGAGGAGCGUGCGGGGAGGAAACCCUCGCCCUCUCGCGCGCCCGAAUUCCUCCUUCCUCUUAUCCUUUCAACGCCUGUCACGUUGGCUAAAUCCCGACUUAAGGAUCGUACCCAUGGACUGACAGGUGAAUUGCAAAUAGCAGAGUAUAAUUCGUAUAAUUUCAACCGUCAGAGUAUAAGUGCAUACCAAUUGUAAAUGAAUAACUGCAAGGGGCCGCAGGUGAAUAUGCUGCAGAACGUAGGAUGUAAAGAAGACCUGAUCAGCAAAAAUGUACAAGCUUUGUAGAUUUCAAUGCAUAUAUCAGUUUUAGUUUUGAGAGCGUUAAGUUGUUGCGAAAAUGUUAAGAAAGAGACUGUUUUUCUAAGUUCGAUUUUUAGAAGCUCAAGUUAUACGGAGACCCAGGUUAUCAAAGGUUCAAGUCGAAGUGGUCAAAGGUUUAGUUAGUUGUGGGACUGAGUUAUACAUGUGUGAGACAAACGUAACGGCAAUUGACAUACGUAAACCAACCAUGGUCUGGCCAGUACACACACACACAUACAUACAUGUGUGUAAGCUAUCAUUAUAGCGGUCAUUCAACAUUUGAUUUCAGCUUUAAAAGUAAGUUCGUGUGGCAUCAGCUUGUCAGCCUGUUAAUGUGCCUCCUUAGACAACAUCUUGUUCUGUUGCUGUUUAGUUACAUUUGCCAUAUAUUCCUUAGGUUACCCGUCGUCUUCUUCACCGGCCGCUACUUGUAUACCGCAUGCCCAAUCUUCUGUGCAUUGAUGGGAUUCCUGUCUCAGGUGACGAGAAAGCCAAAGCUGAAAUGUACUUCAUCGAGCAGCAGGUUAAUAACAAUAGUAAGAAGUUUAUUGUACACUCCCCUGCGGGGCUUUUCAGUGAUACAAGACAGAGCUUUAUAUAACUCAUUAUCAAGUAUAUAUAAAAAUACCCCCUCCCCCCCCCCCAAAAAAAAUUUAAAAUUACCUAACUUUCCGUUUAAAAUUCUUAUGAUACAAGAGAAGGUUAAAACCUACGAAGCGCUCGCGGGAUCAAGAAAUUUAUGUAACAAUAUUUGCCUCAGUUUCUGUUUAAAAUCCCUAUGAUUCUUACUUAAUUUGAGGUCUUAUCUAGGCUGUUCCACAAACAGGUUGCAAUUCCUGAUUAAUGUUUGUUUGCCCUACUCAUCGAUCAAACCUACUCUUUCAUUAUACCUUCUUUUUUACAAUCUAUUCUCCUCUCGCCGAGAUUUCUCCCCUUCUAAUUUCCCUGUUCUUAUUAAUGCUGACAUGUGACCUCCCAUGUGACUUUCCUUGGCAGGGUGGAAUGCAAAAUAUGACGUCUGCUUUAGAACCCAGCCUCCCAGGAAUAGUGACGACGCGUUCCCAGGCCCCCCUUCGGGUAGGUUGCUUAGAAUGUUUCUAUUGAAGACUGUCCAGCGUUUUCACUCAGUCAUGAUUAAAUGAAUUAGGGUGCACAUAGGUACAGAAAAUGAGAACCCCUUUAGAGCGUUGAGUGGUAAGGUUGUCCAGGUUUCGUGGCUCCACAGAAAGCUAUCCCUUAUAAUGUGAACAUAGUCUUAAUAGUCCUAAUCCGUCGAGCUAAACGCUUGAACGACGAAAAUGGCCACGCGCGCAGUUGAAGGUGCGAAAUAGGAGAGGCACCCUCGCUUCUCGCGUGACACGCGUGAAACUUAACUAACCGGCUUUUUUGAAAGAAUAAGAGUCACCCUCGCUUCUCGCGUGACACGCGUGAAACUUAACUAACCGGCUUUUUUGAAAGAAUAAUAAGAGACUGCUGCCAGUCUACAGAGCUCAGCAAGGUGGGAACCAGCACGGUAGUGCUAAAGAUAUUUUGUGACUCAAUGUCACAACUAAAAAUCUUACACGGACCAUCUCUAACUACUUGACCUUAGAAAUUGUUCUUCGCAUCUUUAUUCCUUAUUUGAUGCGUUCAUUCGCUUUCUUGUAUCUCAGGUCACUACAGUUCAACUGAAUAACAACACAGACCGUAACUGGGGAACCACUGCACUAAGAAAUGAUUUUCCUAAUGGCACCUUACUAAGGACCUUUGAACAACAGCAAGAGAAAGGUAAAACGAGGAUAAACACCAGCAUUUUUGCGCAGAAAUCGGUCACUGUUCUAGAUUACGUUGUGAUGUAAGCGGCCCUGUCAAGGGUGUUAGGGGGAAUCCAUGAAGGAUAGCAGAAAAAUCCAGCAAGGAUGAUCAGGUCAGUCGUUCAGUGCAAAAGAGCGAAAAACGGCGGAAGAGAGAAGGGAAGAGAAAGGAUCUUUUCAAGUACAUUCAAUUGAUCAAUUUAGGUUUAUGGGAAACUACCCACCUACCCCUCCCCUAACCCAACAUUAUCACUUACUUCUCACUUAGGGCAAAAUGUUGGGCUAGGGGAGGGGUGGAUGGUCAGUUCCCAAGAAACCUAAAUGGAUCCCAUUCAAUCGGCCCACUACUCCGACCACUUCGUGAAAAACUGUUUCUCGAGUCAAAAUUUUAAAUGUCAAAGUGUCAAAAUGUGCGGUGUAGGAGGCUUUCACCUGCUCGACAUGUUUGUUAGACUCUGCGCGCGCGAAGCAAAACGAUUGACGUAAGUCAUACGUCACAUUUUUUACACAUUUCACCCCACACUUUCUUUGCAUAUAUAAAGCGCGCGCGGAAUAUUUUCUCAUCCCUGAUGAUGCCGUUGAUUGACGAAAGCCUGGAUUUUAGAUUUUCCUUUUUAAACAGCAGUUUAAGGCCUCACUAGAGCAGUUUUAUACUAUGCUGCCGAAGGACAGCAUGAGCAGAUUAUUGAUGUAAGUGUUGAAGUAAACUGUUGCCAUUGGCUAAUCAUAGGGUAUACUGGAAUGAGCCAUUGAAAACAAUGCUUACAGGUUCGAAUACAUUGUCUCUCCCCAGCCCCCUUGCAGUUUUCGCGCAACUUUUCUCGAUCCGCUUUCUUCACUAUGUUGGAUUCUGGAACAGGCUGGGAAGCACUAAAAUUCACUCCCCAGGCACGGUCUCCGAAUAUGUAUUGCCCGGUAGUAGUUUGGAAGCCAUGGCCAGCUGUUUAGCCUUCACUUAGGCCCACCAGUGUGGUAUUGCCUCCAGGUACCCUUCGCUGUCCUUUACAAGGGUUUAUCCUUUGGACGCUCAUAUCCGCAUAUCACAUGUCUCAGUGGCCUCCAUCGCCUCCCCCUUUCUCUCUCAGUAGGGAGUUUUAGCAACGACGACGGUGACGGCAACGAGAACGUCAAAACAGCAAUAGGCUUAUCAAGCAAAACAACAUUUUUGCACGUGCAUCACGUUUUUUUGUACAUUUCUUUGCCGUUACUGCACGACUAGGACGUGAAAAUGCCUAAUUUCACGUUUUAUGGAGGACGUAAACAACGAAAUUUUCUUUCUCUUUCUAAACUUUAGUGCGGUCCCCAAGAAAUCAACUCUCGGGAAGAGAAGAGAGACAUUGUCAGCGAAUUGGAAUAAACGAGACAAAGUUUGAAAAAAAGCUAAUUCAUUUUAAAAGUGACAUUUUCGCUGCCGUCGCCGUCGCCGUGGUCGAUGCUAAAACUCCCUAGUGUGAGGGUGAAGACGGACCUUUUGUGGGGUAAAGUGAAGUUCCUAGUUCAGUUAAUACAGUUCAUAAUCUCGGAUCCUUUCUUUAACUACAAAUGCUCUUUAUUCGACAUUGAUUUUCACAGCCCGCCGUCGCGUCGCUAACACGCGCGGAGCCUCGAGCCACUCGCUACAAACCCUGUCUACUUCUGACUCAACGCACAGUCUCUCAAAUGACAGAUACGGACGCACUUCCGGUAGCCUCAACCCGCAGCAGUCACUUAGCAGGCAGCCCCAGGCCUCUUCGUCUGUUCCGUACAUAGCUCACGGAAAUUACUCGUCUUACAGCGUGAAUGGCGACCUCACGGAUUCAAACAGGUAA